Molecule: messenger RNA, 14536 nt
Organism: Cynoglossus semilaevis (tongue sole)
Lineage: Eukaryota; Metazoa; Chordata; Actinopteri; Pleuronectiformes; Cynoglossidae
Gene: srcap
Product: Snf2-related CREBBP activator protein
Exons: 34
Coding region: 162-13157 (4331 amino acids)
Biological process (GO): chromatin remodeling
Cellular component (GO): Swr1 complex
Molecular function (GO): histone binding; ATP hydrolysis activity; ATP binding
Source: RefSeq, a predicted model, not a curated record
UUUCAAAAGCGCAAAGUAAUGUUUAUUUUUAAAUGUAAAAAAAUAACCCAGGGAAACGCAAUUCUUUAUGAAAACAUCUUGAAAAGAUCUUCACAUUAAAGUUCCUGGAACUAUUUCUUCAAGCACGUAUUCAUAAAGAUAGUUCCAAUUUAUUAACAGAAAUGUUAACUAAGCCCAUGAAGUUGGAGAAAAGAAUAUGUGGAGGGGACCAUAAUUUCAGCAUCCUGGAAGUAGAAAGUACAGAAGAUCUGUGUCUGACACCACAGACAGGUGCAGUGUUUAGCAGGAAAGGCACAGGGGAAGGACGCACUGGGGAGGAGGCGGUGCAGCAGCGUGCCUCUCCGGCUGUGGAUUUGCUGGGUGGCAACUCCCAGGCUCCACAGAAUGUGGCUUGGGAGUCACCACGGCAUGCCCAGCAGCCGGUCGCAGCUGCCUACCGCCCAAGCCCUCCAUCCAACGACCCAUCCACUGUGCUAUUGCCAGAGAACAAAGAAUCAGCAUUCCUUGGCAUGGAGAAAACCCUUCCAACGUCACCACCUGAGAGUCUCUCCAUCAACAUCUCUGAGGACAGUACUGCAGAAGAAGUUGCUGCUAAGGAACCCACUGUUCAAACUGCUGGAGUUGCAAGAACCUUUCCAACGUCAGUUGCCGAGGACUGUAGGUCCACCGCUGACAUACAAAGGCUUCCAGCUGCCCCUGCUCCAAAUAUCUCCAUCACACAGAUUGACACAAUACAAUACUUGCAACAAAGGUCACAGACUGAUGAAGAGAAAGGCAUCACACUUGAUGAAACAAACCAAAUUCAGCCACGUGAACUUGGUUCUGGACUUCUGGCUUAUGCAGAAACAGAAGAGAAACUCUCCAUCAGUUUGGAAUAUAAAUCAGAGACUGCAACAAACAUGGAACUUGUUGGAAAAGAGGAGUCCAGUGAGAUCAUUGUCCCACAGCCACCAUCUCAAAUCUGUUUUACAGCCUCACCUUCCUCUGUUCAACAAUCAAGUGUUGUGUUUAAAGUCCAAGAUAGCACAGCAACGGAGGAUAUGGAGCAGGCUGGCAGGGAUUUACUUGUUGACUCUAAUCAAAUUGGCCACAUGUGUGGAUCUGGUGCUGUGUGGCAAGUUGAGGGUCACCAAGAUCUGGACUCAAAGCCUUCUCCACACUCUUUACUGUCUUCUGACACGUGUCAGGUUAAACAAACUGACCCUUCAAAAAAUCAAGAUGAAAUCAUCCAGGAUAUCUCAAAUGAUGCCAGUGAACUGCAGAAAAACAGCUCUCUGGACAUGGUUGAGACUACUGAGUCUGUUAAGGCACCUCCUGAAACGUUUAAUAGAGAAACACAACUUACAUCACUUGAAAAUCCUGAAAUCAUUAAAAGAGAAAUACUUGAUGGGAUAUUAAUAUCUAGUGAAACUGAUGGCAAAGAAGACAGCAGGGGCCAAAAGAGUUCGGAACCAAGUGAAGGAGGACAGUUGGAGGGCAGCACAGAGGGAGAACAAGUUGGUAUGUCAGCCAUGUUGUCUGACUUUAAAAUAGUGUCAAAGUGUUCUACCACACAGGAUAGUUCUUCAAAACAGUCUGUUGCUCCCUCCAUGUUCGACACUGGCAUAGUUGUUACCCUGCAGGAAGGGCAGGUUGUUGAAGCAGAAACAUCUCACUCCUUGAAUCAAGUCACCACAACAGAGACGCCAAUAGUUGCACUUACAGAUGCCCAAGAAAUUGUGGUUGUCAGAGAGGGCUCACACAUUAGUGAGGACUGGUCUAACAUACACCUAAAUCAGAGUUACAUCCUACAGCGAGAGGAUGGCAGUGUCUGUGAAGCUGCCAUUGUUAAUGAGCUGACUGCGGAACCUAAGCUGUAUGAAGAGAGGGUUCAAUCACACCUGGAGAUGGACUCGCACCCUGUGGAAGUGUACGAGUUCUGUGGUCUGGUGGAAGAAGUUGCUGAGGAAACGGUGUGUGCCAGUAACAGCACACAGAUACCACACUCUCCUGGAUAUGAAGUAAACCUAUUCAAUGCGCUAUUAGAAAAUUCUGAUGAGUAUACAGUCAAACAGGACAUAGAGAUGCACAUUGGACCAUCGUUUCACACAAUCAAUGAUGGCAACACUGUUAUUAUUUCCCAGCAGCCGUUGCAUUCGUCAAAUGAUGAAAAUCAAAUAGAGGUUCUUUCUACCAGUAAUUCCCACGCUUUGUCCAUGCAAAACCCCAGAGUAGCUGCUGCUGUCCGACAGCACUUGCUGUUGGAUGGUCACCAAGCUGUUCAAGUGGCAAACUCUGGUGAGGUUUGUUUAGUUGAAGUAGCUGCCGUUACAUCUGACUCAUUUACUGUUGAACAAAUGGGAACGAGUGCACACAUUUUGGCAGCCUGCUCACAGGUCAGUGCACCACUGUCAUCCCAAACUGUAGUAAGCGCGUCUGCUGAAAUUCAAAAUAUUUCCCCAAAACUAGAAACAAAAACUACAGCAAAUACAUCUGUCACCACAGCAACACAAUCACCUGUUGCCAUUUCUCCACAUGUCCCUGAUUUAGAUAAUUCAGAAAAGAUCUGUCUCUUCACACAUGAAGGGACCAAAGAAUCUACUGCUUUGUCAGUGACUCUACAACAGAAUGUUGACAGUGUUGCUGUGUCUACUGAAACCAAACCAGUGACGUUCUGCACCACUCACUCUCCAAGUAUUAUAAAUCCAAAGCUGCUUCUUCUCAAACCAGUUGAAAGUCCAAUCCUAAAGACUCCAUCCUCACUGUUGGCAGAGGUGCCCAAACAGAAAGGUUUGUCCAGCAACCUGGCCAAUGCCCAUGGCUCUUGGUCUGACAUAGCAUCUAAGGAGUGCCUUCCCCAAAUUAUCUCAACGGCAGACUCUCCAAAUGCGUCCGUGGUUCUUAGAGAUCAGACGCAGAGCUCUGUCAAUAAAACCUCUGCAGUGGAAGCAUUGUCUGAGCAGAAUGCAACAACUAAAUGUGAUAAAGAGGCCUUACUUUUUACUAAAACUUCACCACGUGAAACAGCUGCCCUAGAUAGUGUCUCACCAAUGAGUGACACUCACACUCACGGCAUCUUCGAAGCAGGAGAUGGAGACGUUACAUCCAACAGUCUUGAUGACCCUAUCGGCCAAUCUGACUCUCUCUUUGUGGAGGAUGAGUGUGAAGAUAUGGACCAGGAUGAGCCACUUGGAGAAACAGAGGCUCAGGAGGACAUUUCUGGACAUGCUAGCAGUGCAGAAGAAGAAGGCAGUGAUGAUGAUCCUGAUGAGGACAAAACAGAAAGUGAAAUGACUAGUCCCAUCUCUUCACACAAGCAUGGACAGAGCAGAACAGAGAAAAGGGCACUGUUCCUUAAGGUAAGACAGUGGAUUGCCAACAGGGCUACGUUGAAUUCAUCACCUGUCUCACCAUCCGCUGGUCCCUCACCCACCUCUGACUGGUCAGCACGGCGAAGGGAAAGGUCCUCACCUCUACGUGAUCCCCAUGGCAAAUUUGUUUCUCCUUCUAUGGGUGGCUACAGUCCAUCCUCUGACCAGACCACUCCUCGCGGUCCACGUGGUCACACAGACAUGGCAGAGCUGGCUAAACAUGAAGCAGAUAUCGAGCAUCGUACCCAGGCACUCAAGCGAGAGGGUUUCUGGUCAAUGAAGCGCCUCACUCGUCUAACAGAACCAAUGAGACCAAAAGUUCACUGGGACUACCUGUGUGAAGAGAUGCAGUGGCUCUCAGCAGAUUUCGCUCAAGAAAGACGUUGGAAAAGAGGAGUGGCACGGAAGGUGGUACGAAUGGUAGUGCGACAUCAUGAAGAGUUGAGGCAGAAGGAAGAGAAAGCCAAAAGAGACGAGCAUGCUAAAAUAAGAAAAGUUGCAUCCUCUAUUGCAAAAGAAGUCCGGUCUUUCUGGAGCAAUGUUGAGAAGGUGGUUCAAUAUAAGCAGCAAUCCAGAUUGGAGGAAAAGAGGAAGAAGGCAUUGGACCUACAGCUGGACUUCAUUGUUGGCCAAACAGAGAAAUACUCCGACCUUCUCAGCAAGUCACUCGCUACCACAAGGCCUGCUGAAACUGUGCCUCUGUCUCCCCAAAAAUCUGUGCCAGCUGCUGUAGAGGAUGAUGACAGAGAUUUUGAACCGCAAUGUGAUGAGGAAGAUGAUGAAGAGACAAUUGAGGUGGAGGAGCAGCAGGAGGGCAAUGAUGCUGAGAGCCAUCGGAGGGAGAUAGAGCUACUGAAGGAGGAGGGCUUGCUACCCCUGGAUCAGUUACUCAGCACCCUCAAACUUCUACAGGAUGCUGGCUCAGAGGAGGAAUCCUCUGGUGAAACAUUGUCUUCUGUGGAGGAGGAGGAGGAGGAAGAAGAUGCUAAUGAUGAAGAGGACACAAUAGCAGCUCAGGAGAAGAUUGAGGGAAAUGUAGAUCAUGGAGAAGAACUGGAUGACCUGGCCAAAGAAGGCAACCUGAGUAUUGAGGAGCUGUUGGAGAGAUACAAAGGAGCUUUUGCCCCAGACUUUGAAGUACCCUCAGAAUCUGGCUCCAAGGCCAGUCUUGAUUCUGAGGCAUCAGGAGAUGAGGAAGUAGAGACUGAAGAAGAUGAGAGCGACGUUGAAAGCAACACAUCAUCCUCAGAUUCUCCAGGAGACAGUGCGGAGGAGGACAAUAGUGAGAAGGAGGAAGAGGAAAGCGCAGAGGAAGAGGAUGAAGAUAAUUGUGAAGAUGAAGGAAUGGAACUUUUGCUGGAGGAAGGAGACUACAGUCCAGGGUCCUCUGGAUCACGACCGAAGAAAGAAAUCAGUCAUAUAGCUGCUACUGCAGAAAGCCUGCAACCAAAAGGCUACACUCUAGCUACAACAAAGGUCAAGACCCCAAUUCCAUUCUUGCUUCAUGGCACACUUCGAGAAUACCAACACAUUGGACUCGAUUGGUUGGUCACCAUGUAUGAGAAAAAGUUAAAUGGCAUUCUGGCUGAUGAGAUGGGUUUGGGAAAGACCAUCCAGACUAUUGCACUACUGGCCCACCUCGCCUGUGAAAAAGGUAAUUGGGGUCCACACCUCAUCAUAGUCCCCACCAGUGUGAUGUUAAACUGGGAGAUGGAAUUAAAGCGCUGGUGUCCGGGAUUUAAAAUUCUCACAUACUUUGGCAGCCAAAAGGAAAGAAAGCUAAAAAGACAGGGAUGGACCAAACCUAAUGCUUUCCACGUGUGCAUCACUUCAUACAAGCUGGUGCUGCAAGAUCAUCAGGCCUUCAGACGCAAGUCUUGGCGAUAUCUGAUCCUCGACGAGGCACAAAACAUCAAAAACUUUAAGUCACAGCGCUGGCAGAGCUUGUUAAACUUCAACAGCCACCGACGACUACUGCUAACAGGAACUCCACUCCAGAACAGCCUGAUGGAACUGUGGUCACUGAUGCACUUCCUCAUGCCUCAUGUCUUCCAGUCCCAUCGCGAGUUUAAAGAGUGGUUCUCUAACCCACUGACAGGAAUGAUAGAGGGUAGUCAGGAGUACAACGAAGGACUGGUCAAAAGGUUGCACAAGGUGCUGAGGCCCUUUCUGCUCAGGAGGAUCAAGGCCGAUGUAGAGAAGCAGAUGCCCAAAAAGUAUGAGCAUGUAGUGCGCUGUCGCCUCUCCAAGAGACAACGAUUCCUUUAUGAUGACUUCAUGGCACAGGCUUCGACACGGGAAACACUGGCGAGUGGUCACUUCAUGUCUGUGAUCAACAUCCUCAUGCAACUGCGGAAAGUCUGCAACCACCCAAACCUGUUUGACCCUCGACCCAUCCAGUCUCCAUUCAUUACACAGCCCAUUGUUUUCAACACUGCCUCUCUGGUGCAGGAUGCCCUUGACAUCUCUCCUUUAAAGCGUUGCGACCUAUCUGCAUUUGUCCUUGUUGGGCUGGAGAGGUGUGUGACGCGUUACCAAGCGGAUGUCUUCUUGCCACGACACAAGGUUAGCCGUCAGCUAAUCCAGGAGAUCAUGGAGUCCCCUGAACCCCCACCAAGACCUAAACCAGUGCGCAUGAAGGUCAACAGGAUGUUCCAGCCACUUCCUAAAAGUGAUAACAAACCAUGUGUGAUGAACAAACCUACCUGCUCUGUACCUCCUGCUCAGACUGCUAUUCCACCUACAAUACCUGAAGCCUCCCCAAGUCCUGGACCUGCUCCUGUAGUUAAGCAAGUGGUGUGUUCUGUGACACCCACGCCUCCUCCCCGCCCCGCUGUUCAACCCAACACUCAGACAGCUGUAAGAUCCACUGCGCCCAAGCCGGUGCUGACGGUACGACCUCCUGCUGCUCCCAGCACGGCAGGUAUCCCUGCUCAUCCAAGCCCAAACAACAUGCCCCAAAGGGUUCUGCUUAGUCCAGAUAUGCAAGCUAGGCUGCCCUCUGGUGAGGUGGUGAGCAUUGCUCAGCUCGCCUCUUUGGCAGGACGACCUGUUUCUUCAUGUCAGGGCAGCAAGCCUGUCACUUUCCAGCUACAGGGCAACAAGUUGACUCUUUCUGGAGCUCAAAUCCACCAGGUCUCAGCAGCUUCUCCACGUCCCAUUCAAGGGAAUGUGAUGCACGUAGUGUCCAGUGGGGUGCAGCGCCAUCUCAUUAGUCAGCCUGCUCCUGUGGCUGUUCAGGGUCCUGUCAAUGUUAACUCCGCAAACACCUCUUCUACAGCUCCUGCAAACCGCCUUAUUCACAAUGUCUCAGCACAAGUACCCUCAUCCAUGGUGAGCAGCGCAGGUGUUGUGAAGAUCGUUGUGCGACAGUCCGCAGGCAAGGAGGGUGGGCCUGUGCCCACCCUGGCAGUGGCCCCUUCCCCUCGUGUCACUUCUUCCCUUUCCCUUCAUGCCCAUGCCAACACCCUUGUCACACCUGUCAGAAAUACUGGCCCCCUGCAGAUUGCCCAGCGCACCCCUGGUCCUGCUACUGCCCACUACACCAUAGCUCCUCCCAGAAACCCAAUUUCAACUCCGAGCCAGCCCCAACCCCCUUGCCCUGUCCUCAAGGUAGUGCAGACUCCACCUUCUAUCACAGAAAAGCCAGCACCAGCAAACACCUCACCCACUCUCCCAAAACCUGUGCCAACACCACAAGAUGGAAGAAACAGUCAAACACCAGUCACCAUAAAGUCCAGGCCUAGUGCAGGUGCAAAGGUCUAUCCUCCACCAAGAACAGUGCCGCAUCCACCUCCACGUUCCCCAUUUUACAUGCCAUGGCUUGCAGAGAGCCAUAAAAAGCAACACGACAGUCGACUGGACUUCAUCUUUAGAGUCAAUGAGCAACAUUGCGCAGCAAAACCCGUCUACGGCCAGGAGCUUUUGAACAUUCUCAGUUUUCUUCAUGGUCCAUGUCCUACCCCUGCACCUGUAUCUCCUGAGGGAGAAUGGAAACGGUCAGGUCACAGCGCCUGUCUUUUAUCACAGUUUCCAAACAAAUGUAACUACUGGUCUCAGAGCCAAGCUGUGAGAAAGGACAUUCAUGCCAUUGAAGAGAGGCUGGAGAUGAUCUCUGAUGUUAUAGACAGGUUUGCAUUUGUGAUUCCUCCUGUUGAAGCUCCUCAAAUUUCCAUGCACUGCUGUCAUCCUCCACCUUCUUUGAGCCACAAGCAAGCAGUCUAUGGCUCCACGCUCACAGGUCAAGUAGCGCCGCUCACUCGCUGCCUCCAUCGUAUACAAUGUAACACCAGGACCCAGUUCCCAGAUCUGAGGCUUAUACAGUACGACUGUGGUAAGCUUCAGACUCUACACACAUUACUCCGGAAGUUGAAGACAGGAGGCCACCGGGUGCUAAUCUUCACUCAGAUGACAAGAAUGUUGGAUGUGCUGGAGCAGUUCCUCAACUACCAUGGACACAUCUACCUACGCCUUGAUGGUAGCACCCGUGUAGAACAGAGACAGGCCCUAAUGGAGCGAUUCAACGCAGAUCGUCGCAUUUUCUGCUUCAUUUUGUCAACUCGUAGUGGAGGUGUAGGGGUAAACUUAACGGGGGCUGACACUGUCGUAUUCUACGACAGUGACUGGAACCCUACCAUGGACGCCCAGGCUCAGGACCGAUGUCAUCGUAUCGGCCAAACACGAGAUGUCCACAUCUACAGGCUAAUCAGUGAACGUACAGUGGAGGAGAACAUUUUGAAGAAGGCCAAUCAGAAGAGGAUGCUUGGAGAUAUGGCCAUUGAAGGAGGAAACUUCACUACUGCCUUCUUUAAACAACAAACAAUACGAGAGUUGUUUGAUGUGAACGAUGGAGAGAGAAGAGAGGUGGCAGUUGAGCUGGCUUUGCCUCAACCAGAGGAAGAGGAUGGUGUCAACAAGCAAAGCACCACUAUUCUGGAACAGGCCCUGUGUCGAGCAGAGGAUGAGGAGGACAUCGUAGCAGCUUCUCAGGCCAAAGCAGAGCAAGUGGCAGAACUGGCAGAAUUCAAUGAGAACAUUCCACUGGAUGAUGGAGGGGAACAGGAGGAGGUGGAGGAGCUAUCAAAGGCAGAGCAAGAGAUAGCAGCUCUGGUUGAGCAACUCACACCCAUUGAACGCUACGCCAUGAACUUUCUGGAAGCCUCUUUAGAAGAUGUUUGCAAAGAAGAGUUAAAACAAGCAGAGGAGCAGGUAGAGGCUGCCAGAAAAGGCCUGGACCAGGCUAAGGAGGAAGGCCUCAAGCUUCAUGCUUCAUCUGAUGAUGAUGACAACGACUUUUUAUCAUCAUCCACUUCUGUAGAGCCUGCACAGCCAGUUGCAAUUCGUCGUGGACGUAAACCCAAGGAUAAAGACAAAAUUGUUACCUCUACCAGGACCAGUGGUCGGCUUCGUGGGGCCUCCCCUGAAAUUGAGCCAGAGUCUACAACCCCUAAGGAAGUGCCUGAAAGACUCCGUCUAAGAGGACGAGGAGCUGCUGUGUCUAAUUCCCCAUCUCGUUCAGACAUUCUUAAAAGCUCCUCCUCAACUUCAAAAUCGUCAAAAGCUUCAUCACCAGCCAGAGACAACCAGUCUACCAAAACUAGGACUCUAUCAAACCGUUCCCAUACCAGUCCAGUGCCUUCCCCUCCUACAGUUUCUCCUUCUGGAGGGAAACAACAUUUUAUUGUUGGAUCUGAGACUAAAAGCCCUAAAGCCAGCAUCGAGCCAAAAGAUGUACAGGCCGAGGGCAGACCAUCUGAGUCAUCCCCAGCAUCCACCAGUUCUGUGGACCAUCACUUAAAAGAUGAUGAAAGCAAAGACCACAGUGCCAUGUUUCCCCCAUCCACUGGCAUCAGGUCACCUCGUAAACGUCAAUCAGCAGAUGGUGAAGUCUUGCGUGGCCUUGUUGAAGACUCCCCAUCAGCCAAAGUCCUGCGUAAGCUUCCAGGGAGGCUUGUUACAGUGGUGGAGGAAAAGGAGCCAAAAAAGAGGAGGCGGCGUGGAAGUGGCACUGGAGGUAUGGGUUCAUCGGAGGACACAGCAGUGGAGGAAACCCUUGCUGGAUCUGGUGAUGAGCCUAACCAUAAUAACAGCAAUACAUCACCAAGUGAUGACGGAAAAGCUAAAGAGGCACUAAACAAAUCGCCUCAGAGCCAAAACACUACUCCAAAAUCACUGGUACAUCCACCGCCUGUUAGAGCUUACCCUCCAUAUUCCCCUCCUCAUCUUUCUCCUGACAUGCCGGUGCUGAGAAAUCUUCCUGUGCGACGCAGGUUAGAAACGGAAUCUCGUAUGGCUGCUCAGCUUGGAGAGCAGCAGCAUCUGGGGAGAGGACGGGGAGCAACCCUGAAGAAAACAGAUGCUAGUAAAGAUGCUACAUCCACCUCAACGGAGUCUGGUGUUUUGACCCCUUUAAAAAGAAAGAGGGGUCGGCCCCCUAAGGCAGUCCUAAAGUUACCAGAGUCUGACAACACAUUGACUUCCCGGCCACAGGUCACCUCACCAAGUGAGGAGGAAAACCCUUCCCCUUCAUCAAAGCCUAAAAAAGGUCGUCUGAGUGUUUCAGAUAAUGUCAGUGAAGAACAGAGCUCUAAAUGUAUUGACUCAGCUGCUGGAUCUGAUGUAAUAAAAAUGGACCAUGGCAAACAACUUCCAGAGAUUCCUAAAGCUGAUCCACUGAGCUUGAUUCAGGCCUCAGAGUCUACCACUGCUAAUCAGACAGACAAUAAAAUUCAGGGUUCUCCAGUUUCAGCUACUAAUUUUAAAAAAACCCUGGAGUCCACAACAAAAGAAACAGAGGAUCUUAUCUCGGUCUCAGAACCACCUGACAAAACAUCCUCAAAUCAAAUCCAGCCAGCUUCAUUUCCAAGCUCAAAUACAACAUCUGCUCAGGUUUCUGCAACCCCAUCCACAUCUGUCACUUUGCCAGACACUGCUGCCCUGACUACCACAAGUCCACUGCCAACUGUCAGCACUGGCUUAUCAUGUCCACCUGCUGUAGAACCAAAACCUUUUACCUCUGCAGUUCAUGUAGACCCGAAAACUGCAGAUUGUACAGCUGUGAAAACAGAACUAGAAGCUGCCAAAACUCGGACAGUUUCCACAUCAGUUGCUUCAGCACCACCCACAGAGACACUUAAAGUAUCUCCACCAGCAGCAUCUGUUCCCGAUCCUAUCGUAAUGUCAUCAACAGCAGGUGUGGUGUCAGGAGCAACAAAUAAAGUAUCAGCGCCUUCAACUAUAUCUGCUACAGGAGAGGUUUUAACACAGGUCACUGAACAAACAGUCAACAUAGUUGCAGAAACAUCAAUCCCAGCUGUGAUUACAUCAAAUCCAGAAGAAUCCUCCGCAAGGCCAUCAACAAAUGUUGCAUUUACAGAAACAAUUACAGCAUCUGCUGUGGAAACAGUCCAAGCUUGUCCAUCACCAAACCUAGUAAACACAGUGUUAAAAGGUCAACAAACAGUUUCAGACUCUUCACUGACACCGGUAAGUGCAGAAUUCACAUCAUCAGUAGAUACAGUCCCAUCAUGUCUUGUCCAAACAGGGCCAGAUACCAAUAUCCCUUCCAAGCAAUUGCAAAAAUUGCCAGAACAAACAAAGACAGAAGAUACUGCAGCAGUAUCUUCCCCUGUACAGUCUGUAUAUUGUAUUCCUCCUCAAAUGUGCGCCCAGAAUGUGGACACCACAGAAGCAAAACUGGAUAAUGUGAUCUCGUCAACAGCCUCAACAGAUCUUGUCACAGUAGAAGAAAAAUCUAAUAACACUGUAACAUCCCCAGAAAAGACUUUUGACACUUCAUCGCGAAUAAAUACAAAUGCAGAUGCCACACAAGAUGUACACGUUACCACUACACCAUCCUCAGAAAUGUUACCUACCUCUAGUUCCACAACUGCUGUUGAAACCUCUCAUGUAUCCAUUACCACACCUUCUUCUGCUUCAGUAACUACCACAACAGGUGCUUCAACAAAAACAGAAUCCUUUAUUUCCAGCCUGUCACAAAACUCUGCAGGCCAUGGUGCUUCUCUAGAGGUUCCUGAAUUUGCUCAGAACAAAUCCUCGUCCAAGAUGCCCAUUUCUGCCCCUUCUAAUGUUUCAUGGUACAAGCCAUCUACAGAGUCAGUACAGGAGGAGUCUGCAUCUAAGAGUGACAUAAAUCCAAAAGAAAUACAAACAGGAACAUUGGAAACUAACACGAGGACCAAUGAGGAGGGAGAGGAGGAUGAGGAUAAUGCCAAUAAGCAAGAAAAGACAAAGUCUAUACCAAAAAGGAGGAGGUUGGAAAGUUCAUCUGUAACCAAACAAGUUGAGUCAGAGAAGGAGGAAGAAGGUGAAUGUUCCAGGAGUAAAACCAAUUUACAAGAGGAAGCUGAACUAUCAGAGGCAGAAGAGACUAUUGAAGACCAGUCUCUUCCCAAACACAAAAGGUCCUUAAGUCGGCAGAGUAGCCAGGAGUCUACUUGCUCCUCAUCACCAUCAUCUGGGGCUUCUACAUCUGCUCUCACUCGUCAUUCUCACCACAAGAGAACCUAUGAAAACAGACAUCCUGUCAAGAAGAGGCGAACUGAGGUCUCUACUGAAGCAGCGAGUGAAAAGAAGAUGAAAGAAGAUAAAGAGGAAGGCAGUAAAACAGCUCUCAGUUCCUCCUCCUCCUCCCAGAAAAGGCGUUCCAGGUCUUCAUCCUCCUCUUCUGACUCUGACGAUAGCAAAGGCAAAAAAGAGCAUCUAUUUACGCGCUCAGCCAAGCAGCGCAAGGUACAAGAUCAGGAGAAGGAGCGAGGAAACGCCAGGUCUGGAAAGAAACCUGCAUCCAGCACUGACAGACAUGCCUCAAGCAGAGCCAACGCAUCCACUGGUGGAGAGUCUGGCAGUGAUACUUCAUCUGUCAGGGUCACCAGAAAGUCUUCAGGAUCUCGGUCUUCACAAGAUGGCAAAUGCCAGCUAAAAAGCUCCCCCCCAGCACCUGUUGAACCCGAGGUCCUUGGGAAGAGAUGCUCGGCACUUAACGCAGCAGCCAAACUUCUUGCAAUGAAAGGCAGAGUGGACACCCCAGGACACACUCCUCGGAAAGAUUCUGCAACUAAGUCUGCAGGGACAACACCUGCCUCCUCCUCUUUCCCAGAUAAGAACCAAAAACCUAAAAACAAAAGUGUACCAGCUUCUUCCCAGACUAAUUCUGUAACUAAUAAUAAAGGACCCGACACCAAACCUUUAACAACAACCACCCAGUCAAGUCGCUCUCCUUCCCGCUCUACCAGACAGUGUCCAGGUUCUCUGGUUCCACCACUGGACCUAGAGUUCAAGAGAUCAAGGUCUGAAAAAAAGGAAAGAGGAACUAGGAAAAUGUCAAGGAGCAAAGAGGGUGAGGCUGAUGCCCAGUCUUCUUCUAGAGGUCACAGCGCCUGCAGCAGCAUGAGCAGCGACGGUGAGGCUGAUGUCGGUAGACGCAGCAGCAGAAGUCGCAGCAGCAGCAACAGCAGCCAACGGACUCGUAGCAUCAGCUCUCGAGUGAUGGAACACAAGGAGUCUGGUUCCCUAGCCACUUCCUCGGGCAGUGAGAGGGAUACAGACCGCAGCUCAGAUCGUGCAAAGAGUAAAGACAAGCGGGAAAGGCAGGGUCAAAAGAUGGAUAGUGGAAAAGGCAGAAAAAGAUCUCUGAGACUCUCACAAGAGCUAACAAACAGUUCGGGAACCGAAGGGACACCAGACAGAGUGUUGCGCAGCGUUGCAGCACUUGCUGCCGUACAGGCCAGGUCACCAGCUGCAAGCACCCGCUCCUCUUCAAGUCAACUUCAUCGUAACAAGACAUGAUGGCUGAGCCUAAAGGAAGAAUUGGAAGUAGCAGUGUUGUGGCAAAGCAUGAAGCAAGAGCAUGUCUAGACCUGCCAGGGUUACUGCUUUGUCAGCACUCUAAAGAAGUGUGAGGGAUCGGAGUGCCGCACAAGUCAGAGACCUCCCUGUCUCUUUUGAGUCAUUUUUCCUAUCCAGUAGGAAAUGGUCAGUUCACCUUUUGAGGGAAGGCUUGUUGAUAAUGAGGAUAACUGAAGAUCUGUAACACCAUCACCAGUAAACAGAUGACAUAAGUGGAUGAAUUCACACACAAGGACAUUAGCUUCCAGGUUUGGCAAUGGUGAGGGGUUAGCUCACAUUAUGUACUGUAAUCAUUUGGACUGGAACACUCAGAUCUUACAUGUUAAGAUGGCAUUAUACAGCACCCCUUUUUGGGUCUAUACAUGAAGUCAUUUUACGUGACACCUACGAGUGACCCAUUGUGUUGUGAGUUGGAAGUUUUAGUAUGUUUGGUGUGGGAGAGUUCAUCAACUGUCCUGACUAUUGUUUUUCAGUGUAGUCAGUGGAUAAGUCAUGCUUUUCUUUCUUUUUUUUUCUUCCGGGGUAAAAGGAAGAGAACAGAUCUGUCAAUGUGAUCUUUUCUGCACUAUGCUGGAGCUGUUGGGCCCUUUUCCAUGUUGACUUCUGAUGUUUGUUUUUUUUUCUUUUAAUCCAGCCUUGUAUUUCUCAUUUGCACAUAUGGCCCUAGGGCCUCUGGCUACAUUGUCUGGUAAUGUGUGUCGUUUUUUUUUUCUUUCCUCAACAUCAACUUCAGUAAAUUAUUCGGGUCCUGCUUCAUCAUAAUAUAACGCCAAUUUGAAGUUUCAAAUUGUCUCGAAGACACCUGGAUGGGAGAGGAAAAAAACAUAUCCUCCCAAAGGUGGUUAUUGUCAUGUAAUUAUAUUGUAAGGGCAAUUAAAUGUUAAUGAAAUUAUUAGAGUGCCUCUUUGGCCAAAUGGGUUUGAACCUCUGAUUGCCUUGUAAAGCACCUGUAGAGGGCUGCUCAGCUUCUUUCAAUAUUAAAAAAAAGAGGGGAAAAAAUGAUAGACAUCAAGAUAUACGUGACUCAGCUAAUAAAUCAUCCCACCACUUGAUUGCUUUGUCUAAGAAAAAGAAAAAAAGAAAAAAACUUGGAAAACAGAUUGCAAAAAGUUACUGGUGCAGUUCCAGAUUGUAAAUUGUCAAUUUACUUUUUGCAGAACUUAUAUUUGGGGGUGGGAGAGGGCAGUAGUAAAUGUUGAUUGUCUUAUUUUUGAUUUGUCUCAUUUCAUUUGUUGCAUUCCUUUUAUCCCUUGUAAUUCCACAUUAUUUUACUUGAACUUUAAGACAAUUACAGUUGAAUAAAAAGACCAAAAAAUUUA